GCUUUUCCUCUCCACCGCUUUGAGCUCCUCUCAAAUUUUCAUGUCCUAAAGCGUGAUAUUUAUGUACCAAGUGCUACCCCCAAGAUCCAUUGAAUUUUAUUUUCACAGUUCUCUCUCCAGAUUGAUAGAAGCUUAAAAGAAAAGAAGAGAAAAUUGGGAAGAAGUCUUCCCCCAUAAAAGAAGUUAAAAGAAAAGAAGAGAAAAUUGGGAAGGAGGAAAAGGGAGAGUAGCGGAAGCGAAUGGAGCGCGGGACGCGGACGCGGACGCGGGGGCAGACGGCCGACGAGGUGGCGGCGAUCCUGCGCAAGUCGUGGUACCGGCUCCGGCUGUCUGCGCGGCACCCGGCGCGCGCGCCGGCGUGGGACGCCAUCGUCCUCACGGCGGCCAGCCCGGAGCAGGCCGCUCUCUUCGACUGGCACCUCGCCCGCGCCCGCCGCUCCGGCCGAAUCCCCCCCUCCACCGCCGCCCUCGCCGUCCCCGACCCCGACGCCGCCCGCAUCGGCUCCGGCGCCGCCACCCUCCACGCCCUCUCCGCCCUCGCCCGCCACCUCCUCUCCCCCUCCCAGGUGCCAGACGAUGAGAAGGGCACUUUGAUAACUUCGGAAAAUGGCAAUUCUGAUGAUAACAUCCUUCUCACCUCGAUGUUAAGCGUAAUGGCGAAGAAGCAUAUAUUAUUACUUCAUGCUGGAGGAGACUCUAAGAGGGUCCCGUGGGCCAACCCGAUGGGGAAAGUGUUCCUACCACUGCCGUACUUGGCGUCGGAUAAUCCGGAUGGGCCUAUUCCGUUGCUUUUCGAUCAUAUUCUUGCAAUUUCCUCUAGCGCAAGGCAAGCUUUUAAGAAUGAAGGUGGGAUAUUCAUAAUGACAGGAGAUGUGCUGCCCUGUUUUGAUGCGUCCAACAUGAUUCUUCCUGAUGAUGCUUCUUGCAUUAUCACAGCCCCAAUCACAAUGGAUGUAGCGUGUAAUCAUGGUGUUAUCAUAGCAGCAGAAGAUGGAAUCAAGGGUGAAAAUUAUUCACUUUGCUUAGUUGAGAAUCUUCUGCAAAAGCCAACAAUGAAUGAGAUGCUGGAGAGCCAUGCUGUUCUGCCUGAUGGGAGAGCACUGCUUGAUACAGGGAUAAUAGCAGUGAGAGGCAAAGCAUGGGAAGAACUUCUUCGCCUAGCCUGUUUGUCAAGUCCGAUGAUAAAGGAUCUUAUCACUUGCAAAAAAGAGAUGAGUUUAUAUGAAGAUAUGGUAGCAGCAUGGGUACCUGUAAAACAUGAAUGGUUGAAAUCUCGCCCCUUAGGAAAGCACCUUAUAGAUGCACUGGGAGCUCAGAAAUUGUUCAGCUUCUGUUCUUAUGACUUGUCAUUCUUGCAUUUUGGCACUUCUAUCGAAGUUCUUGAUCACUUAGGCGGGCCCAAUUCAGGACUAGUUGGUAGGAGGCAUUUGUGUUCUUUACCAGAAACCACUGUCUGCGACAUUGCUGCGACAGCUGUUAUUCUUUCCAGCAAAAUUUCACCUGGGGUUUCGAUUGGAGAGGAUUCUUUGGUUUAUGAUUCAUCACUUUCAGGGAGAAUACAGAUAGGUUCACAAUCAAUCGUUGUUGGAGUUAAUAUACAAGGAUUGAGCCAAUGUGAGCAAUCUGGAAAGUUGGUUUGCUUUAUCUUACCUGACCGUCAUUGUCUUUGGGAAGUGCCUCUGGUAAAAUCAGUGGGGAGAAUUCUGAUCUAUUGUGGACUCCAUGAUAACCCAAAAGUUUCACUCGAAGAGAAUGGGACAUUUUGUGGCAAGCCAUGGAGAAAGGUCUUAUCUGAUCUUAAAAUUGACGAAGCCGACUUAUGGGGCUCUUCGACUACUCAACAAAAGUGCCUCUGGAAUGCGAAGCUAUUCCCUGUUGUAUCUCCUGUUGAAAUGCUUAAUAUAGGAAUGUGGCUCAUGGGAUCGACCUACAAUAACCAUAAAGAAAUGCUUUCAAUAUGGAGAAAAGCUCACCGCGUCAGCUUGGAGGAGCUGCAUCGUUCAAUUAAUUAUCCUCAGCUUUGCAUUGAUUCAAGUAACCAUCAAGCUGAACUUGCUGCUGGUAUAGCUAAAGCUUGCAUGACUUAUGGUUUGCUUGGGCGUAACCUGUCGGAAUUGUGUGAGGAGAUCUUGCAAAAUGAUGCCUUUGGACUAGAAAUUUGUAAGGAACUCCUUGGACUUUGUCCCAAUCUUGAGAAACAGAGUGUUGGUAUUCUUCCUCCAAGCCGACAAUACCAGGUGCAGGUUGAUCUUCUUAGAGCUUGUGGAGAUGAAUCGGCUGCUGUCCUGAUGGAGCAGACUGUGUGGGCUGCAGUUGCUAGUGAGACUGCAUCAGCAGUGAAAUAUGGAUUUGAAGAUAAUGUGUUCGACUCAACUGAUGGGACAAACAGUUCAUCGAGUCUCCUAAGGGAUCCUAAUGGAAGCAUUUUUCAACUGAAAAAAGCUAUUGUUGAGUUGCCAGUUCGGGUUGAUUUUGUCGGUGGUUGGAGUGAUACCCCUCCUUGGAGCUUGGAACGUCUAGGAUGCGUUCUAAAUAUGGCAAUAACUUUGGAAGGAUCCCUUCCAAUUGGCACUCUGGUAGAAACAACCCAGAACUUUGGUGUUUCAAUUGUGGAUGAUGCUUCAAACCAUGUUUAUAUUGAAGAUCCUGCAUCAAUUUCAGCUCCGUUGGAUAAAGAUGAUCCAUUUCGACUCGUAAAAUCUGCUCUUCUUGUGACUGGUGUACUGCAUCACACAAUAUUGUUGGAAUCAGGUUUACACAUUAGGACGUGGGCAAAGGUUCCCCGUGGCAGUGGUCUUGGAACUUCUAGUAUACUGGCUGCUGCAGUGGUGAAGGGGCUUUUGCGUCUCAUGGAAGAGGAUGAGAGUAAUGAUAAUGUUGCUAGAGUUGUUCUGGUUUUGGAGCAAAUAAUGGGGACAGGUGGAGGAUGGCAGGAUCAAAUUGGAGGUCUAUAUCCUGGCAUUAAAUGUGCACAAAGUUUUCCAGGACAACCGCUGCGACUGCAAGUCAUUCCUCUAGCAGCGUCGCUUCAUUUGGUGCAGGAAUUAGAGCAGCGCCUGCUCGUGGUUUUCACUGGCCAAGUAAGGCUUGCCAAUCAAGUUUUGCAGAAGGUAGUCACACGAUAUCUCCGACGCGAUAACCUCCUCAUAUCCAGCAUCAAGCGUCUCGCAGCUCUUGCAAAAAUAGGAAGGGAAGCCUUGAUGAACAAUGACCUAGAUGAGCUCGGUCAUAUAAUGUUGGAGGCAUGGCGGCUACACCAGGAGCUGGAUCCAUACUGCAGCAACCAAUUUGUGGACAAGCUAUUCACUUUCGCCGACCCUUACUGCUGUGGCUACAAGCUGGUCGGUGCAGGGGGAGGCGGUUUCGCAUUACUACUUGCUAAGGGCCGUCGUCAUGCACGAGAACUAAAGCAAGCGCUCGAAGAGUCUGAAGAUAUCAAUGUGAAGGUGUACAAGUGGAGCAUAUAUUCACCCUGAUGUGAAUUUUGUGGGAUAUAUUUGGUGUUGCUACUCUAGCUGUGUAAUUUAUAAUCUUGAAAUGAUUUUUCGGAACUACCGUAUUUAUCAGAGAAUGGUGGCAGCAGGUGGCAGAGGCUUUGCUAGAAUUGCAGUUGAGUAUUCUUCAGGCCUCUCUUUCAUUCACCUAUGUUUACGGCGUCAAACUGCGGUGUUCAUGUUUUGUAUAGACUAUACCAAUAUGAUGGCUAGUUACUAUGUACGGUUAAUGAUAUACUAAAAGCAUUUCAUAUGAUUUUUGAAUUGGAGAUGAUUUACCGAUAUUGUAACAUAGGAGGUUAUUGUUGUAUUGUACACCAAGAUGCUGAUUGAGAAGGAUGUUAAAAAGUUUAUUGUAUAUUCAUGUCAUUUUCUCAA
Messenger RNA from Ananas comosus (pineapple), 3872 nucleotides. RefSeq names its product bifunctional fucokinase/fucose pyrophosphorylase. Gene Ontology annotation, molecular function: fucokinase activity; ATP binding. Gene Ontology annotation, biological process: GDP-L-fucose salvage. Lineage: Eukaryota; Viridiplantae; Streptophyta; Magnoliopsida; Poales; Bromeliaceae. The transcript is spliced from 7 exons. The record is from RefSeq and is a predicted model, not a curated record. The coding region runs from base 240 to 3476 and encodes 1078 amino acids.